Messenger RNA from Cavia porcellus (domestic guinea pig), 2345 nucleotides. RefSeq names its product cytochrome P450 2E1. The record is from RefSeq and is a predicted model, not a curated record. The coding region runs from base 46 to 1536 and encodes 496 amino acids. Lineage: Eukaryota; Metazoa; Chordata; Mammalia; Rodentia; Caviidae. Gene Ontology annotation, biological process: xenobiotic metabolic process; epoxygenase P450 pathway. The transcript has 9 exons. Gene Ontology annotation, molecular function: heme binding; iron ion binding; oxidoreductase activity, acting on paired donors, with incorporation or reduction of molecular oxygen, reduced flavin or flavoprotein as one donor, and incorporation of one atom of oxygen. Gene Ontology annotation, cellular component: cytoplasm; intracellular membrane-bounded organelle.
CCAUAAAUCAUUCUCACAAGUCAGUGGUGAAAUCCUAAAGAAGCCAUGGGUGCCCUUGGCAUCACCAUCGCCCUGUUGGUGUGGGUGGUCACGCUCAUGCUGAUAUCCAUCUGGAAGCAAAUCCACAGCAGCUGGAACUUACCCCCUGGACCUUUCCCACUUCCUAUUAUUGGGAAUCUUCUACAGCUGGAUGUAAAGAAUAUCCCCCAGUCCUUCACCAAGCUGGCCAAGCGCUACGGGCCUGUGUUCACCCUGUACCUGGGCUCACGGCGCACAGUGGUCCUCCAUGGCUACAAAGCAGUGAAGGAAGUGCUGCUGACCCACAAGAAUGAAUUCUCUGGCCGAGGAGAAAUCCCUGCAAUCGAAGAAUACAAGGACAAGGGAAUUAUUUUCAAUAAUGGACCCACCUGGAAGGAUGUCCGGCGGUUUUCCCUGAGCGUACUCCGAGACUAUGGGAUGGGAAAACAGGGCAACGAGGCCCGGAUCCAGAGGGAGGCCCAGUUCCUGCUGGAGGAGCUCAGGAAGACUCAGGGCCAGCCUUUUGACCCUACCUUUCUCAUCGGCGGUGCUCCUUUCAAUGUCAUAGCUGACAUCCUCUUCCACAGGCGCUUUGACUACAAGGACAAGACCUGCCUGAGGCUCAUGCACUUGUUCAAUGAGGACUUUUACCUCCUCAGUACGCCCUGGUUGCAGCUUUACAAUAAUUUUUCACAAUACCUACGCUACAUGCCUGGAAGCCAUAGAAAAGUAAUAAAAAAUGUGUCUGAAAUAAAAGCUUACACAUUAGAAAGAGCUAAGGAAAACCUUCAGUCACUGGAUAUCGAUUGCCCUCGGGAUGUCACUGACUGCCUGCUCGCAGAAAUGGAGAAGGAAAAACGCAGUGGAAAGCCUCCUGUGUACACAAUGGAAAAUAUUUCUGUGACCCUGGCUGACUUGUUCUUUGCGGGAACGGAGACUACCAGCACCACUUUGAGAUACGGCCUUCUGAUUCUCAUGAAGUACCCAGAGAUUGAAGAAAAACUUCAUGAAGAAAUUGACAGGGUGAUUGGACCAACACGCAUCCCUGCUGUCAAGGACAGGUUAGAGAUGCCCUACAUGGAUGCUGUAGUACAUGAGAUUCAACGAUUCAUCAACCUUGUGCCUUCUAACUUGCCCCAUGAAGCUACCCAAGACACCAUGCUCCAAGGAUACCUCAUCCCCAAGGGUACAGUCAUCAUUCCGACCCUGGAUUCCCUUUUAUAUGACAGCCAAGAAUUCCCAGAUCCAGAGCAGUUUAAACCAGAGCACUUUCUAAAUGAAAAUGGCAAGUUCAAAUACAGUGACUAUUUCAAGGCUUUUUCUGCAGGAAAACGGGUGUGUGUUGGAGAAGGCCUGGCCCGUAUGGAAUUGUUUUUGCUUUUGACUGCCAUUCUACAGCAUUUUAAUCUGAAGUCUCUUGUUGAACCAAAGGAUAUUGACCUGAAACCUAUCGCAAUUGGCUUUGGCUGCAUUCCACCACCCUUCAAACUCUGUGUCAUUCCCCGCUCACAAGUGUAAGGAAAACACCUAUCCCCUGAGUGCAGCCUAUGAGAGCCUCUUUUAGCUCAGAAAGAUGCAUCUCAGUCAGUAAGGACCAGCAGCUCCACAAGAGUGAAUUAGACCAGAGACAGGCUUUUCAGAGUCAAUCUUCAGAUAACUUGCCACAAAAUUCAAAGAUUUGUUAAACUAAACAUAAAUCUGUUCAAGGAUGUGUAGAAAUCUGGGAAACAAUGGUAACUAAGAAUCUCCCACUUUGACUUUAACCUCCUCUGAAAAAGUAGGAUUGUUUACUCACCACAGUCAGUAUCUACAAAAGACAAAUAAAAAGCAGUAGGAGUAGUGUAGAGAAGGCAGGAUUUAUUAGCCUGAUCUAAAGCAGUUCCACUCUCAUCUUGUUCCUUAUCUGCACUAUGAGCAUCAGUCUUACAGUAUGUAUCUUAUGGUAAAAUAUGCAUAUAACAGUAAGUAUAGUGACCUGUUAUCAUCUCUUAAUAUUAAAAUGCGACACUGUACCUGAAAAAAGAUUCUAGGCAAAGAGAUGCCCUUGGUGGAAUGAAAACAGAUUAACGAUAUACCAAGUUUCAGUGGAUUAAAUGUUAAUAUAGUAAAAUAGAAGAGAAGCUAAGAGGAUCCUAUUCCCUUCAGCCCAUAUACACCAAUGAGCCCUUGAUAUGCACACCACUGUGGCUCAUUUUCUCCUUCCUCCUAUAAAGAUGAUAGCAGACCCUUUCCCUGCCACACUUCCCAGCACACUAUGCAUUCUGUAUAAAUACUCCUUAAUAAAAUGUGUGGUUCUUCAAGCCAGAAGCUCCACAUCUUUCAACCUC